AUGCCUACAUUAAAUCAAUUGAUUCGUCAUGGUAGAGAAGAAAAACGGCGCACGGACCGUACUCGAGCUUCGGAUCAAUGUCCCCAGAAGCAAGGAGUACGCCCGCGUGUUUCAACGAGAACACCGAAAAAACCAAAUUCAGCUCCACGUAAGAUAGCCAAAGUACGAUUGAGCAAUCGACAUGAUAUAUUUGCUCACAUUCCGGGCGAAGGUCAUAAUUCGCAGGAACAUUCUAUGGUGUUAAUAAGAGGAGGUAGAGUGAAAGAUUUGCCAGGUGUGAAAUCCCAUUGUAUUCGAGGAGUCAAGGAUUUGUUGGGAAUUCCGGAUCGAAGAAGAGGCAGAUCCAAAUAUGGUGCAGAAAAACCCAAAUCUCUAUGA
This is a messenger RNA of Vigna radiata var. radiata (mung bean), 378 nucleotides long. The record is from the annotation of a RefSeq genome assembly. NCBI's taxonomy places the organism in Eukaryota, Viridiplantae, Streptophyta, Magnoliopsida, Fabales, Fabaceae.